Messenger RNA from Myxocyprinus asiaticus (Chinese sucker), 2088 nucleotides. Its product is annotated as putative RNA-binding protein Luc7-like 1. The record is from RefSeq and is a predicted model, not a curated record. Gene Ontology annotation, cellular component: U1 snRNP; U2-type prespliceosome. Bases 549 to 1466 code for a protein of 305 amino acids. NCBI's taxonomy places the organism in Eukaryota, Metazoa, Chordata, Actinopteri, Cypriniformes, Catostomidae. Gene Ontology annotation, molecular function: mRNA binding. Gene Ontology annotation, biological process: mRNA splice site recognition. The transcript has 13 exons.
AUAGACGGCGGCGACAGACACUGGCGAGACCUGUUUCGCAGAUGGGUUAACCUUUACUUUUUUCUUUCUUUCUUUUUUUUUUUUUUACAUUAAAGUCAUCAUUAUUUCCGCGCGGAAAGUGAGUUAAUCGUGUCAGGAUGUCGGCCCAGGCUCAGAUGAGAGCUUUGCUGGACCAGUUGAUGGGAACGUCGAGGGAUGGUUUCAGUGUAUCUUUGCCAGCCUACAUCUGCAAGGGAGUUGCAGAAAAGCCUCAUGUUCAUCGAGCCGUUUGGGCAAGAAAAGCUUUUCCCUUUAAACUUUUAGAGGCUUGGACCGCAGGAGGGGUACUGAAUGGGAGAAACCUCGCAAUUAUCCAGCAAUUCUGAAUGUGUGCUCACAAGGGUAAUUCUCUUAAAGUGCAAAAUGGCUUUCUGAAACAUGACAUCCCUCCCUGAAACACCUUUAUGCUCUGAGAUGAAUCGAGACAGAGAGUUAAGUUCACAGAUGAACGCGUCUGCAAAUCGCACCUGCUCAACUGCUGCCCGAAUGACAUCCUCUCUGGAACGCGCAUGGACCUUGGAGAAUGCUCUAAGAUUCAUGACCUGGCGCUGAGAGCCGACUAUGAGAUCGCCUCUAAAGAGAGAGACCUGUUCUUUGAACUGGAUGCGGUGGAUCACCUGGAAUCGUUUAUUGCUGACUGCGACCGCAGGACCGAGUUGGCCAAGAAACGUCUCGCUGAGACGCAGGAAGAGAUCAGCGCUGAGGUUGCCCAGAAGGCAGAAAAAGUUCACGAGUUAAACGAGGAGAUCGGGAAACUCCUGGCAAAGGCUGAACAGCUCGGUGCUGAGGGAAAUGUGGACGAAGCCCAGAAAAUUCUACAGGAGGUCGAAAAAGUCCGAAUUAGAAAGAAGGACGCAGAGGAGGAGUACAGGAACUCUAUGCCUGCCUCCAGUUUCCAGCAGCAGAAGUUGCGCGUCUGUGAGGUGUGCUCCGCCUACCUGGGUCUCCAUGACAACGACCGGCGCCUUGCUGACCACUUCGGUGGCAAACUUCACCUGGGCUUCAUCCAGAUCAGAGAGAAGUUGGAGCAGCUGAAGAAAACAGUACAGGAAAAACAGGAGAAGCGAAACCAGGAGCGACUGAAAAGGAGAGAAGAGAGGGAGAAAGAGGAGAAAAUGAAGAAGCAGACGAGAUCACGCAGCCGAGAGCGCAAGAGUUCUCGUGAUCGCGAGCGCAGGCGCAAACGUUCCCGCUCUGCGUCACGAGAGAAGCGGCGUUCUCGCUCUAAAGAGCGCGAUAGACGCCGACGGCACCGAUCCCGCUCCAGAUCCCGCUCACGGCACAGCCGAGAACAGUCACACAAACCUUCACGGGACCGUGAUCGCGAGCGUGACCGCAAGCGCGGUUCAUCUGAGCGGAGAUCAGACGGGCUGAACGGGAGGACAGAAUCUCGCCGCCAUGACGACAGAGAAGCUGGAGAAAUCUGAAUCAUCUCACUCCACAUAACGCCCACAUACAUAAUGCACACUUUUAUAUUUAUCGCAUUGAGCUUCGUACGUGGUAAACUGCCCAUUCCCUGUUUCAUCAAAGUCUUUGUCUUCAAUAUCAAAACUGAACAAAACCUGUUUUAGCCUGUGUCCAUCAAAAUAAAUAGUUUUGAUUUUGUGUGUGUGUGUGGUGUUUUUAGGUAUUGUUUUUUUAUUAGUUUUAUUGUUUGUCCUGAGUGGAUGUGUGCAUGUUGAAGGAAGCUCAUUCUACUUUAAAAGCUGAUCUGAGCUCAGUUUUAAUGACCCUUCUUUAAAUAUAGCUGCAGUAUUCCCCAUAGAAAGAGGCCGUGUCCAUUCACUCACUUUAUAUCUGUAGCAGUGGAGUAGACAUUUAAUUCAUCUAAAGAAAUAAAUCCUUUAUUGCAUAUUGUUUCAGAUUUACAAUGUACAAAAACUUUUGUAAUGCAGUUCUGAUUCAUGUUGUCCUCUUGCAUUAAAUGGUUUUAUGAAUUGAAGUAGUAUUUGAAUGGUCAUUACUGAGGGCUAUUAUCUAACUAUUGAACUCUGGAGGUGUCAAGUCACUUUUACUGUUUUUUCCUUUUUUUUUUUUUUAAUGAAUAAA